Molecule: messenger RNA, 1201 nt
Organism: Symbiodinium pilosum
Lineage: Eukaryota; Dinophyceae; Suessiales; Symbiodiniaceae
Source: the annotation of a GenBank genome assembly
AUGAAAUCCACUUCUCUCGCUUCUGCGGCCCAGCUCCGACUCUCCAGAGAUGACAGGCUUUCACAGGGCCACCACCGUGACAGUGCGCGACUUUAUUCCCGCAAUGACACCUUUGCAAGCCUGCACGUCCAGCGCAGCAUCGCACUUGCAAUCGCAAACGGCUGGCGGCACGCGGAGGUAGUGCCCCUGUGCCAGAACCUCCGUUCGAGGAGCCCUUGGACAACUCGCCCGUCUCGUCCCCUACAAACGCAGUCCUCAUCGUGCCCACAGAAGAUCCAGCCAGCGAACAGCAAGGCAUCCGACCCAGAAGCCGAAGCAGUGGAAGAAUACGCCCUCAUGCAUAGCUCAUCGGAAAGCGAAGCCGAGACAACAGCUCUGCAGGUGGACACAGACACGCGUACCUACGUCUGCUCAGGUCCGUGGGGUAGCAUGCACGUUCCCACCGCAGAGUCAUUGCAAGACUACACACUGGCUCUUCCAAAGCUCGGUUCCUUAGCGGUGCGCAAGCUCCGCGCGGCCUGCGGGGCACACCUUGGCCCUGCAUCCUUUGUGGCUGUUUGCAAGGCCGCCAACGUUUUCGAGCUGUGCCUCUCCAGCAUAUCCGAUUUUGCCUACGCCUAUACCUCGUCAGAGGACCUUUCUACCUUCAUCGCGAAGCAAAGCCAAAGCCUCUGGGACGACCUGCAGGUCACCGACCCAGAGCACUGCCCCGCAGUCGCUCGUCUGCGCAGGGCACUGGACUUGAGCAAGGCAGUCACUCGCGCCAAGGACAGCCAUCCCAGCGCAGCACCGGCCAGCACAGCAACGCCUCCAGCAACCAACGUAUGGGCAGAGCACGCUCCACCCCGUCUUGAUGCAGAUGCCGUGCAGCGCAUGCAAAGCACAUUCAAGGCAAAUUAUCCAGGGGAACACCUGGACAACGAUUGCAUGCCAAGCAUCCGCCUGCUAAGCAUAGUGCACCUCUGGUUCGCACCGCACGGCACCAUAAAAUGGGUUCCCUGGCAACUUCGCAUGUCGCAACGCCAGUACCAGGAUAUAAUGGAGGCGCGCACGUCCCGCACCCUCCGCACAGAGGCGCAGUUGGUGAGCUCCGCACUCUUUGACGAGACGCCAGAGCUUAGCAUCGAGCGCGCACACCUGAGCCCUGCCUGGCUUGCACGCGCGCAGCAAAUUUUCCGCAAUGCCAUCGCCCUCUGCGGAG